Messenger RNA from Oryza brachyantha (malo sina), 1187 nucleotides. Its product is annotated as succinate dehydrogenase subunit 5, mitochondrial. The record is from RefSeq and is a predicted model, not a curated record. Gene Ontology annotation, cellular component: respiratory chain complex II (succinate dehydrogenase). The transcript is spliced from 4 exons. The coding region runs from base 106 to 801 and encodes 231 amino acids. Lineage: Eukaryota; Viridiplantae; Streptophyta; Magnoliopsida; Poales; Poaceae. Gene Ontology annotation, biological process: tricarboxylic acid cycle.
AUUUCACCCACCCCCCGACGAAACCUCGCCUCGCCCUCCGUCUCCGUCUCCGUCUCCGUCGCCUCCACCUCGCGGCGAUCCCUCUCCCCUUUGCCCCCCCGCGCGAUGGCCGCCGCCCUCCGCUCCUCCUCCGCCGCGGCGAGACGGCUGCUCCGGAUCUCCCCGGCCGCGCUGCCCACGCUCACCGCCUCCCGCCCCGCCGCGGUGGCGCCCCUCGCGCGCCCGAUCGCCGCCGCCGCCGCCUUCGUCGCAGGUGGCAACAAUGGCUUCUCAUGGAACUUGAGGCGCUUGUUCAGCUCAAAUGAAAAGCAUCUGCCUGCAAUAUCUGACCCAGAAGUUGAGUCUGCGUUUAAGGAUUUGAUGGCUGCUAGCUGGACUGAACUUCCAGAUUCUCUUGUACGUGAAGCAAAGAAAGCCGUAUCCAAAGCUACCGAUGAUCAGGCUGGGCAGGAGGCUUUGAAAAAUGUAUUCCGUGCAGCUGAGGCAUGUGAAGAAUUUGGUGGGGUUCUAGUCACCCUAAGAAUGGCUCUAGAUGAUCUAUGUGGUUUGACUGGUGAGAAUGUUGGCCCCUUGCCUGGUUAUAUAGAAGAUGCUGUUAAAUCUGCAUACAAUCGAUACAUGACAUAUCUGGAAUCAUUUGGCCCUGAGGAAAAUUAUCUACGUAAGAAAGUGGAGACUGAAUUGGGAACUAAAAUGAUACACCUGAAAAUGCGAUGCAGUGGCAUAGGGUCUGAGUGGGGAAAGAUCACUCUGAUUGGCACAUCAGGCAUCUCAGGUUCCUAUGUUGAGCUAAGGGCAUGAGGGAAGUCUGCAGAUCAUAACCAUGCAGAACAUUGAUUUGCUGAGAGAACGAUGCAUAUCAGAACCAGUUGUGCCGAUUUUCUUUUCUUCUUACUGUGUAGCUACCUUGCCAAUAACAAGGAGAUCAUCAAACAGAUGUGCACUUCAAGUAAUUCAGCCUGCUCCAGACUUUGCUGCUGUAAUAAGAACGUGUUUCUGGGGUGCACGUUGAUUUCUUUUUGCUCCGGUUGUGUUCAUGGUGCUCCAGUCAGUGUGCGUGAAGCAUUUGUAGAUUCAGUUGAUUCCUUUCAUGAGCCCUGAAUUGUUUGUUCAAGCCUAACAUUGAUCCUACCAUGUAUGGCUCUGUUAAACUUAGAAUAGCUUGAACCGGUGUUCAGAUUGUUUGC